This is a messenger RNA of Cylicostephanus goldi, 498 nucleotides long. NCBI's taxonomy places the organism in Eukaryota, Metazoa, Nematoda, Chromadorea, Rhabditida, Strongylidae. The record is from the annotation of a GenBank genome assembly.
GAAGUUACCAUGCCAUUGGCUGCAUACUGCGGGCAGAAUCGUACGCUGAUGGUUUCGUGUGCCAGGAGAAAUGGUAAAAUUACCGGCGUCGACGUUUUGUUCCAAACGCAGAAUGGAAACGCUGCCUCACGAAUCAGCGGCGAGCUAGAGAUAGUGGAAGUCUCAAGAACGAUAUCGUUUGGAGAUUCUGUUGCCAAAGUGUUAUCGGCGCUAGGAGCUCCUUCGAAAGUGUUUUACAAGUCAGAAGACAAAAUGUCUAUACAUCGUGGAGGAUGCAAAGAGACACUUAGCCCUCAGCCACACUUCUUUUUCAACUACUUCUCCAUGGGUCUGGUUUUCCGAUUUUACCUAAAGUGCGGUUAUGCAUACAAUGAGGAUGGAACCGUGGGCAUUUGCACAGUCAUAAAACCACUCUCGGAGUCGUUCUUCCAGCUUUCUUAUCUGAAAUUGAUUCCUCAAAUCUUGAUCAUAUCCGACUUUCUCAUUUUGAUGCAAUAG